AUGGGGCCCGGGGGUCUGCCGAAGGACACAUCUCACAUGUCGUUUGAAGAGCUGUUGGAACUGCAGAACCAAGUGGAGACUAAGACAUACAAACAGUUGGUAGCUGGAAAUAGUACUAAGAAGCCAGGUUCCAGACCGCCUGUCCAAAAUGCAUGUGUUGCAGAUAAGCACAGGCCUCUGGAAAUGUCAGCCAAGGUCCACAUGCCAUUUUUGGGUCAAGUUGUUCCAUUCAGUAAGAAGGUAGCCAGGGACCCCCACUUUGAUGACCUGUCAGGGGAAUAUAAUCCUGAGGUGUUUGACAAAACUCAAUUCCUGAAUGACAUCCGAGCCAAAGAGAAAGAGCUCAUGAAAAAGCAGUUAAAUAAGCACCAUUUGGGACAGGAGCGCGAGAAACUGCAGCAGCUGCUUCAGAGGAUGGAGCAACAAGAAAUGGCCCACAGGUGUCAGGGCCGCCAACAGGAGCUGUGCCUGGCCCUGAAGCAGGAGAGGUGGGCUCAGGCCCAGCAGGGCCAUCGGCUACACUUCCUGAAGAAAUCUGAGCAGCGCCAGUUGGUGCUAGCUGAGAAGUUCAAGGAGCUGAAACGCAGUAAGAAGUUAGAGAGCUUCUUGAGUCCAAAGAGGCGCCAAAAUGCAGGCAAGGACUGGAGACAUCUCCCUUUGAGCAAAGAGUAG
Molecule: messenger RNA, 672 nt
Organism: Suricata suricatta (meerkat)
Lineage: Eukaryota; Metazoa; Chordata; Mammalia; Carnivora; Herpestidae
Gene: RRP36
Product: ribosomal RNA processing 36
Biological process (GO): maturation of SSU-rRNA from tricistronic rRNA transcript (SSU-rRNA, 5.8S rRNA, LSU-rRNA)
Cellular component (GO): nucleolus; 90S preribosome
Source: RefSeq, a predicted model, not a curated record